CGAAUCCAGACAAGCACCGGGACACCGGGGCCCCUUCCCUGCUCCGGACCCCAGGCAGCCCAGCUCACCGCCGGCGCCCCCCAGGAUGGUAAACCCACCGCCGCGCUCACUGCCCGCCUGGAGCUGAACUCGGUGCUCUCCUCCGUGCCAGAAUGAUUCCCGUAGCCGAGUUCAAGCAAUUCACCGAGCAGCAGCCGGCUUUCAAAGUCCUCAAGCCCUGGUGGGAUGUCCUGGCGGAAUAUAUCACGUUUGCCAUGCUCAUGAUUGGGGUCUUUGGAUGCACCCUGCAGAUAACUCAGGACAAGAUUAUCUGCCUCCCGAACCAUACCUCGGCUGAUGAAGUGUCCCAAAUCUCAUGCAAAGAGUUCACUCAAACUACUCCGUACGCUAAAGAAAAUGACUCUCUAUCUCCAACCCCCACUGUAAGCUCCUCUCGGGAGAUGACGGGUCUGCGGAACAAUCUGGAUCUUCAGCAGUACAGCUUCAUCAACCAAAUGUGCUACGAGACGGCGCUCCACUGGUACGCAAAGUAUUUUCCGUACCUCGUGGUCAUUCACACCCUCAUCUUCAUGAUCUGUGGCAACUUUUGGUUCAAAUUUCCAGGCACCAGCUCCAAGAUCGAACACUUCAUCUCCAUCCUAGGCAAGUGCUUUGACUCUCCAUGGACAACUCGAGCCUUAUCGGAGGUGUCGGGAGAGCACCCUCAAGGGAAAAAAGCAGAAGAAGAGCUCGCCAAGCCCAACUUUGAAGAAAACAGCCCCGUGACCACAGGACUUCCAGUCCCGGAAAAAAUUGUGGCUGAGAGUUCUGCAGCUGGUGUCCUGGACAAGAAAGAGGGGGAGCAGGCAAAGGCAUUGUUUGAGAAAGUGAAAAAGUUUCGCCAUCAUGUGGAAGAAGGUGACAUUCUCUAUUCUAUGUACAUGCGACAGACCAUGCUAAAAGUCUUCAAAUUCGUGCUCAUUAUUGUUUACAAUGCCGCCUUAGUAGGGCAGAUUCACUUUAUUGUCCCCUGUAGUAUCCGCACGGAGGAAAUGACGGGCUACAACAGUUUCUGCUGCAAUCAUACAAAAGCUCAUCUCUUCUCUAAACUGGCGUUUAGUUAUUUGUGCUUCCUGGGUGUUUAUGGAUUGACGUGCGUCUACACCCUCUACUGGCUAUUUAGGCGCCCGCUAAAGGAGUAUUCGUUCCGGUCUGUGAGAGAAGAGACUGGGAUAAGCGAUAUCCCAGACGUUAAGAAUGACUUUGCGUUCGUUCUUCAUUUGGUGGAUCAGUAUGACUCUCUCUACUCCAAGAGAUUUGCAGUCUUCCUCUCUGAGGUCAGCGAGAGCAGGCUGAGGCAACUUAACUUGAACCAUGAAUGGCCAGCAGAGAAGCUGAGGCAGAAGCUUCAGCAAACAUCAGAUGGAAAGAUGGAGUUGCACCUCUUCAAGCUAUCAGGCUUGCCUGACACAGUCUUCGAGGUGACUGAAACAGAGUCUCUCAAGCUGGAGAUGCUCACUGAGGCAGUCAUUCCUCCUUUAGUCACCAAACUAGUUCGGCUAGAAGAACUGAGCCUUUACAACUGCUCAGCGAAAGUACAGCAUGCCUCCCUGGUGUAUCUCAGAGACAACCUUCGAGUCCUUCAGAUCAAGUUUGAUGAUGUCAAAGAGAUACCACUCUGGGUCUUUAGUCUCCGAGCGUUAGAGGAGCUCCACUUGUUUGGGUGCCUUUCCCAGGACUUAUCGAAAACUGCCACCCUGGAAAGCUUGAAGGAACUGAAGAGUCUUAAAGUGCUGACAAUCAAAAGCAACCUCUCUAAGGUGCCCCAAACCAUCACAGAGGUGGCCAGCCACCUGCAGAAGCUUAGCAUACACAACGAUGGCACAAAGCUUUUAACACACACCGCACUGAAAAGGCUCUCAAUACUCAAAGAACUAGAACUGAUUCGUUGUGAUUUAGAGAGAAUCCCGCAUGCCGUCUUCAGCCUCAACAACUUACAAACUUUGGACCUGAAAGAAAACAGCCUGCACACCAUCGAGGAGAUAAUAAGUUUGCAGCAUUGUCGGAAACUUACCGUCCUACGGCUGUGGUACAACCAAAUUGCCUACAUCCCCGAACACAUCCGGAAACUGAAGAGUCUGGAAGAGCUGUGUUUGAAUCGCAACAAGAUUCUAGUGUUGCCCCCUCAGCUUUUCUUGUGUACUAAGCUUAGACAUCUUGACCUGUCCUACAAUGAAAUCAGGGAGUUGCCUCCUGAGGUUGGGGUCUUACAGCUUCUUCAGUACCUUUCAUUGACUGGCAACUUUCUGGAAGAUCUCCCCAAUGAGCUGUUCUUCUGCCAGAGGCUGAAAACUCUCAAGUUGGGACAAAACAGGCUGGCAAGCCUUUCUCCCAAGAUUGGGUCUCUCUCGGCCCUAGUUAGACUGGAGCUGAAGGGCAACACAUUAGACUUUUUGCCCCCGGAAUUAGGAAACUGUGUUGGGCUAAAGAAAUCUGGCUUAUUGGUAGAAGACUUGUUGUUUGAUGCUCUCCCCUCCGAUGUCCGAGGAAAACUGGGAGAGGAAUAAAAGUGCAAAGAAAAAAAAA
Messenger RNA from Spea bombifrons (plains spadefoot toad), 2565 nucleotides. It is a transcript of the gene LRRC8E, whose product is annotated as leucine rich repeat containing 8 VRAC subunit E. The record is from RefSeq and is a predicted model, not a curated record. The transcript is spliced from 3 exons. NCBI's taxonomy places the organism in Eukaryota, Metazoa, Chordata, Amphibia, Anura, Pelobatidae. Gene Ontology annotation, molecular function: protein binding. Bases 153 to 2546 code for a protein of 797 amino acids.